Miscanthus lutarioriparius is the source of this 198-nucleotide messenger RNA. The record is from the annotation of a GenBank genome assembly. NCBI's taxonomy places the organism in Eukaryota, Viridiplantae, Streptophyta, Magnoliopsida, Poales, Poaceae.
AUGGAGGCGGGCUGCUCCAAGAUGAGCGCCGGCGCGGUGCCCGUCCUCCCUGACGAUCCCCUGGUGGAGAUCCUCUCCCGCGUCCCUGCCAAGUCCGUCUGUCGCUUCAAGUGCGUCUCCAAGGCCUGGUGUGACCUCAUCACCGACCCUGACAACUGUAAGAAGCUCCGCCAACCCAUGCAAGGACUGUUCGUCUAG